AUAGCGCACCAAGUCAGCAUCCAAUAACCCCCUAAUUUGACGGUGUCGGUGAUUCACCAAAAUCCUUCCAUUCCCAUUCUCUCUCAAUCAAUUCAACAAAUAAUCUCAACCCAAACUCAUUCAUUCGCUUUUCUCCUUUCGGUUCGGGUUAUCCAUCGUUCCCAAAUUAACCGUUCCGUUCCAAAACCAAAUCGCAUCCGAUGGCGGCGUCGCGGCGGCUCCGGGACCUCCAAUCGCAACCGGCGAACAAGAUCUGCGUCGAUUGUUCCCAGAAGAACCCUCAAUGGGCCUCAGUAUCAUACGGAGUCUUCAUGUGCUUAGAGUGCUCCGGCAAACACCGUGGCCUCGGCGUUCACAUCUCGUUCGUGCGAUCCGUUACGAUGGAUUCAUGGUCUGAGAUCCAGAUCAAGAAGAUGGAAGCAGGAGGAAACGAUAAACUCAACGCGUUCCUCGCUCAAUACGGUAUCGCUAAGGAAACCGAUAUCGUUUCAAAGUACAACUCUAACGCCGCUUCGGUGUACCGUGAUCGCAUUCAGGCCAUCGCCGAUGGCCGUCCCUGGCGGGAUCCACCCGUCGUUAAGGAGAAUGUACGCUCCGCUGCCUCCAAGGGGAAGCCGCCGUUGGCUUCCAACGGCAACAACGGAGGCUGGGAUAGUUGGGACAACGACGCGGUUUUCGGAUCUCGCGGCGAUAUCCGCCGUAACCAGUCGACCGGCGAUGUUAGGGGGUUUGGCGGAGCCGGAGGCGCGCCGGCGAGGUCGAAAUCGACGGAGGAUAUCUACACGCGCACGCAAUUGGAAGCUUCUGCGGCUAAUAAGGAGAGUUUCUUCGCGAAGAAGAUGGCGGAGAACGAAUCGCGACCGGAGGGGCUUCCGCCGUCGCAGGGUGGGAAGUACGUCGGGUUCGGAUCUAGCCCCGCCCCUAUGCAGAGGAGUAAUCAGCAAAACGAUUAUUUGUCUGUCGUUUCUCAGGGAAUUGGUAAAUUAUCGUUGGUUGCUGCUUCUGCGGCUCAGUCUGCUGCUAAUGUUGUUCAGGCGGGGACAAAAGAAAUCAGUGCUAAGGUAAAAGAGGGUGGUUAUGAUCACAAGGUCAAUGAGACUGUCAAUGUUGUCACUCAGAAGACAUCAGAGAUUGGACAUAGGACAUGGGGUAUAAUGAAAGGGGUCAUGGCAUUGGCUUCACAGAAGGUUGAGGAAUACACUAGGGAUAACCCAAAUUGGAGGCCUGAUAACUGGCAACAAAAUGAAAAUGAUAGAAAUGGGUUCUAUCAGGAAUUUCAUCAAGAGAAUAAAGGCUGGAAUUCUUAUGCCAGAGAAGGACAACCUUCUUCAGGUGGACAAACUAAUACCUACAACUCGAGCUCUUGGGAUGAUUGGGACCACAAAGAUUCUAGGAAGGAAGAGCCAGCUAAAGGAUCAGCUCAUCAAUCAUCAGGUGGGCAGUCUGGUACUUAUAAUUCAAGCUCUUGGGAUGAUUGGGACAAUGAAGAUACAGGGAAGAAAGAACCAGCUAAAGGGUCAGCUGCCCACAGCAGUGAUGGUUGGGCUGGUUGGGAUAAUGCCAGAGAUGAUGGAUUUGAUAAUAUAUAUGGAAAUGCAUCUAAUAAUAAAGCUGUUGGUCAUAAUGAGAAGUCGGGUGUUGCAUGGACAGAAGGAGGCUUUCUCUAAGGUUUGACCCUAUCUCUGUCGUCAGUAUCAAAUUUUAAAUGACAACAAUACAGUAUCUUUUGGACUGGUGGCUUACAAACCAAACAGGGAUGUAGUUUAACAUGAUGCACGUGACCAGAUUUGGAACUAUUUUGUUGGUCACUGUUAAUCAGGCCCCAUAUGUGCUGGAAGAAUGAUAUUUGAGGUUAGUGUAUUGUCUGCAAGUCUUUAUUUUUUUUAUGUAAUUUUUUGGGGACUUCUGUAUGAUUGGAAACAUAGUUUUAAAUGUACAAGUGUCCAAAGACAGGGCAAAUUGCCCAAAUUUAAGAUUACUUCUACCUGGAAGUGUGAUGAAACGUUAUUGUGACACAAAAAUUUCAUAAUUGUUUUGAAUUUAUAGCAACUUAAUUUACCUUUGUU
Abrus precatorius (Indian licorice) is the source of this 2066-nucleotide messenger RNA. RefSeq names its product probable ADP-ribosylation factor GTPase-activating protein AGD6. The transcript has 4 exons. Gene Ontology annotation, molecular function: GTPase activator activity. Bases 201 to 1667 code for a protein of 488 amino acids. NCBI's taxonomy places the organism in Eukaryota, Viridiplantae, Streptophyta, Magnoliopsida, Fabales, Fabaceae. The record is from RefSeq and is a predicted model, not a curated record. Gene Ontology annotation, biological process: vesicle-mediated transport.